GCGGGGGCCUCACACGGACUCUGACCGGCGUGCAGCACACUCAGGGCUGGCCUGGCUGCCGUCAUGUCCCGCUCGGCACCGCAGGCGCCGUGGGCGGACUAUCUGGACGAGGACGACGCGCUGGCCGACGAAGAUGACACCUGCCAGCUGGAGAAGCGCAUGUCGGACCGCAGGAGGGCCCAGUCUCUGCCGGCGUGCCCGGCGGCGCUGCUGGCCGCCGUGGCCCGGAGCAACGGGCCCAAGCGGGUGAAGUUCGCAGACACGAUGGGCUUGAGUCUGGCCAGCGUCAAACACUUCAGCUCGCUGGAGGAGCCGCACGUGCCCAGCAAGGUCUUCUCUCGUCACGCCAGCUUCCCUCCCCAAGGAGACCUGCUGGGCGUGCUGGACCACCACUUUGACCUGCCGCAGCCUCACGACCCGGACGGCCGCGUCCGGCGUCUGCGCGUGUGCUUGGAGCAGCUCUCUGUCACGCAGUUCGACGUGCGCGGCCACGUACGCGUGCUGAGCGGCGGCGCCCGCACAGAGGUCGGGGUCCGCUACACCUUCAACGACUGGCUCUCGCACGUGGACGCGCAGGCUCUGCUGGAGGAAGCGGAGCUUCCUGGCGGCACGGGCGCACGCUACGGCUUCACCAUGUACACGCCACCCUUCAUGGAGCCCGGCUCGGCGGUCCACUUCGCCGUGUACCUGCGGAGCGACGAGGGAGAGUUCUGGGACAACAACGACGGGCGGAACUUCACGCUGCGGUACCGAGGUUUGCACGAGCAUUUUGUCUGCGCCCCCUGAGCUACGCUUGGCGCCGUAAAACCCCAUCGCGUCGGAGGUGAUGCCAACUGGCCACUCAAUAAGCCGUGAUGGACCAGCUGAAAUAAAAGUCAUCUGUGGUUGUGAGCCACGCGGUUCUGUUCUGGUCUGUGAGAAGGAGCAUGCAGCAGGAUUCAUUGUAAUGGUUAAACAUUUCUUCAAGCAGGGCUGCGUCACACAAAGUCCUGCAAAAGAGGUCCAUCGUGACCAAAGUGACCUUUCGUGUUUGGUCAGUCAAUACCAGCGACUGAUGUGCAUUCCAGAGCAUUAGGGGGUUAGGAAAUGUCAGACUUGGACUCAUUUCUUAAGUUCACCUCAUAAAUGGGGAAAGUAAACACAAACAUGGCUGACCUCAAUAAGCAUGUUGUUUCGUGUGAUGCCAAAAAGUUGCAUUGGCUCCCUUGUCCAAUGUUGCCAAAUUGCCUUCUGUCAGUUUAUUAAAGGGCGAGUGCACUUUUUUUUUUGGAAUGCUGUCUAUCAUUCACAACCCCGACUUAAGACAAGAACACAUAGGUUCUAAGUCAUAAAUAAAUGCUAGCAAAAGUCAUCUAACAAUAGAGCAGGGGUCACCAACCUUUUUGAAAGCAAGAGCUACUUCUUGGGUACUGAUUAAUGCGAAGGGCUACCAGUUUGAUACACACUUAAAUAAAUUGCCAGAAAUAACCAAUUUGCUCAAUUUACCUUUAAUAAAUAAAUCUAUAUAUAUAUAUAAAAAAAUGGGUAUUUCUUUCUGUCAUUCCGUCGUACAUUUUUUUUUCCUUUUACGGAAGGUUUUUUGUAGAGAACAAAUGAUGAAAAAAAAAAACACUUAAUUGAACGGUUUAAAAGAGAAAACAGGAAAAAAAAGAAAAAUAAAUUUUGAAACAUAGUUUAUCUUCAAUUUCAACUCUUUAAAAUUCAGAAUUCAACCGAAAAAAAGAAGAGAAAAACUAGCUAAUUCGAAUCUUUUUGAAAAAAUAAAGAAAAAGAAUUUAUGGAACAUCAUUAGUAAAUUUUGAUGACAUGUUUUAAACAGGUUAAAAUCCAAUCUGCAUUUUGUUGGAAUAUAUAACAAAUUGGACCAAGCUAUAUUUCUAACAAAGACAAAUCAUUAUUUCUUCUAGAUUUUCCAGAACAAAAAUUUUCAAAGAAAUUCAAAAGACUUUGAAAUAAGAUUUAAAUUUGAUUCUAAAGAUUUUCUAGAUUUGCCAGAAUAUUUUUUUUUUAAUUGUAAUCAUAAUAAGUUUGAAGAAAUAUUUCACAAAUAUUCUUCGUCGAAAAAACAGAAGCUAAAAUGAAGAAUUAAAUCAAAAUGUAUUUAUUAUUCUUUACAAUAAAAAAUUUUUUUUUACUUGAACAUUGAUUUAAAUUGUCAGGAAAGAAGAGGAAGGAAUUUAAAAGGUAAAAAGGUAUAUGUGUUUAAAAAUCCCAAAAUAAUUUUUAAGGUUGUAUUUUUUCUCUAAAAUUGUCUUUCUGAAAGUUAUAAGAAGCAAAGUAAAAAAAUAAAUGAAUUUAUUUAAACAAGUGAAGACUAAGUCUUUAAAAUAUUUUCUUUGAUUUUCAAAUUCUGUUUGAGUUUUGUCUCUCUUAGAAUUAAAAAUGUCGAGCAAAGCGAGACCAGCUUGCUAGUAAAUAAAUACAAUUUAAAAAAUAGAGGCAGCUCACUGGUAAGUGCUGCUAUUUGAGCUAUUUUUAGAACAGGCCAGCGGGCGACUCAUCUGGUCCUUACGGGCUACUAUUCCGUACAAUUGACCACUAAAUGGGAACAACCGAAUAAGUUUUUCAACUUGUUUAAGUCGGGGUCCACGUUAAUCAAUUCAUGGUAUAGAGGUUAUGGGAUUCAUGAUGUCAUAUCAUCCAAAGCCCUUUAAAAACUAUAUCCAAAAACCACCAACAAUACUCAGUUUACAUCUCCUGACCUGAAUGGUUACCAAGUAUUAGCAAUAUUGUAUUUAUAAGUGCUAAUGUUAAAGGGACUACUUUUACUGGCCCUCUGACCAGCUUAUGUUGCAAUAUUGAUAUAUUAGUCGGUAAACCUCAAUUCUAGAUUAUAAAUCAUGACUAAUAGACUAAAAAACCUAAUUUGCAGCACACGCCAUUAGACUGUACAAGUCCUUUCUGGGUGUAAGGAGGGAUACUAGGAUGACAGGGGAUGCAAAACAAUAACAGUGCCAUACUUUUUCAUAACAUGGUCACUACUGCCUAGUUUCUCUUGUUAUAUUUUUAUUUUACUGUUAUAUUUUUUACUCUCAUUGUUGCUUUUAUUUUUAUUGUAAUAUUUUUCUAUUUUGUUUCCAUUUAUACCCCCAUUAUUUACUUUUUAAAUUCGAUCUCAAUUCUGUACACUGCUGCUGGAAUUGUAAUUUUCCUGGAGGAACUAGCCUGAAGGAAUCAAUAAAGUACUAUCUAUCUA
Molecule: messenger RNA, 3196 nt
Organism: Nerophis ophidion (straightnose pipefish)
Lineage: Eukaryota; Metazoa; Chordata; Actinopteri; Syngnathiformes; Syngnathidae
Product: protein phosphatase 1 regulatory subunit 3G-like
Exons: 1
Coding region: 64-786 (240 amino acids)
Biological process (GO): regulation of glycogen biosynthetic process
Cellular component (GO): protein phosphatase type 1 complex
Molecular function (GO): glycogen binding; protein phosphatase 1 binding
Source: RefSeq, a predicted model, not a curated record